AUGUCGCUGUCUAUGCCUGGACCUAGCCAGGCGGGUCUUUUCAAGCCCGGAUAUCAGAGUCACGACGCAGAAGAUGGCGCCGUCAUCCGUAACAUCGAGGCCUGCCAGGCCAUCUCCAAGACGGUCCAGACGUCGCUUGGUCCCUACGGCCGCAACAAGAUCGUGAUCAACCACCUGCAGAAAAUGGUCCUGACGUCGGACGCCGCUACCAUUCUCCGCGAGCUGGAUGUCGUGCACCCUGCCGCUAAGCUCCUUGUCAUGGCCAGUCAGCAGCAGGAUGCGGAGGUGGGCGAUGGUACUAACCUGGUGAUCAUCCUGGCGGGAGAGUUGUUGAAGAAGGCCGAGGAAUUGCUGCGGAUGGGAUUGAAGACUAGUGAUAUUACCCAGGGUUACGAGAAGGCACAGAAUUAUGCUUUGAAGGUACUAGAAGAACUCGAGGUCGAUCGCUUGAAGGAAAUGCGCUCUCAGACGGAACUCAGCAAGGCUCUCCGUACAGUGGUCGCGAGCAAACAGUCCGGAACAGAGGACCUCUUGGCAUCAUUAGUCGCGGAGGCAGUUCUCGCCGUUCUACCCAAGAACCCCGUCAACUUUAAUGUCGAUAACGUCCGUGUGGUGAAGAUCAUGGGUGGUAGCUUGGAACAAUCGCGCGUGAUCAAGGGUAUGGUCUUCGGCAGAGAGCCGGAUGGUACCAUCAAGAAGGCCCGCAAGGCCAAGGUCGGCGUGUUCAGCUGCCCCAUUGAUAUCUCCCAGACCGAAACCAAGGGCACUGUGCUCUUGAAGAACGCUCAAGAGAUGCUCGACUUCUCGAAGGGCGAGGAGGACCGCCUGGAGGCCGCUAUCAAGGAGCUCUAUGACUCCGGCCUUCGCGUUGUCGUUGCUGGCUCCUCUGUCGGUGAUCUGGCUUUGCACUACCUCAACCGGUUCAACAUCCUCGUGAUCAAGAUUCUCUCUAAAUUCGAGCUGCGCCGGCUGUGCCGUGUUGUCGGUGCUACGCCGCUUGCUCGUCUGGGUGCCCCGAUGCCCGACGAGAUGGGUAGCGUUGAUAUCGUUGAGACUACGGAGAUUGGAGGUGACCGCGUGACCGUUUUCCGCCAAGAAGAUGCCAACACCGUCACCCGGACCGCUACUAUCGUCCUGCGUGGAGCGACUCAAAACCACCUCGACGACGUCGAGCGUGCCAUCGACGACGGUGUCAAUGCCGUCAAGGCCAUCACCAAAGACCCCCGUCUUGUUCCUGGCGCUGGCGCUACUGAGAUCCAGCUCGUGGAGAAGAUCUCUGCGUUUGCUGACAAGACCCCGGGGUUGCCGCAGUACGCCAUUCGCAAGUACGCUGAAGCCUUUGAGGUCAUCCCCCGUACUCUUGCGGAAUCCGCCGGCUUAGAUGCCACCGAGGUUCUCUCUCGUCUCUACACAGCUCACCACCGCACAAACACAGGUGCCGAGUCGGAGGAGGAAUCGGAAGAAGGCAGCUCUGAGGAGGAAGAGCCCUACUGGACUACCGGUGUUGAUCUGGAGGCCGGCUCCUCGACCGGCACUUUGGAUGCCGUCGACGAAGGCAUUCUGGAUCUGAUGGCAUCUAAGAGCUGGGCUAUCCGCCUCGCUAGCGAGUCUGCCCGGACAGUUCUCAGUGUUGAUCAGAUCAUUGUUGCCCGACAGGCAGGCGGACCCAAGCCGCCGGGUCCCAACCCCAACUGGGAUGAGGAUUAA
This is a messenger RNA of Aspergillus clavatus NRRL 1, 1707 nucleotides long. RefSeq names its product chaperonin-containing T-complex subunit CCT8. Gene Ontology annotation, molecular function: ATP hydrolysis activity; ATP-dependent protein folding chaperone; ATP binding. Gene Ontology annotation, biological process: protein folding. The coding region runs from base 1 to 1707 and encodes 568 amino acids. The transcript has 3 exons. Gene Ontology annotation, cellular component: chaperonin-containing T-complex. The record is from RefSeq and is a predicted model, not a curated record. Lineage: Eukaryota; Fungi; Ascomycota; Eurotiomycetes; Eurotiales; Aspergillaceae.